AUUCAGUCAGUUUUGCGCUGACCGCGGUUCGAGAGUGUUGUGUCGCGCAUGCGCCGUGUUCGCACUGUCACACGAACGUAAAUAAACAAGUGAACAUUUUGUGCCAAAUACUUUCAGAUAUUCUGUUGUUUUAAUUAGAAGGAAGUUUUUAUUCGUAGCUGACCUUGGUUGAUUUGAAAGCAAAUUAACAAAAGGAAUGAGAAAACGUCACUAGAAUCUUCAAAAUGCACCUACAAACGGUCUUGGCUUUAAGCGCCAUUCUGCUUUGCGAUGCAAAACUGCCAAAAUUAAAACAACACAUUUUGCCAAACGAGCUACCGCUAUCAUCAAAACACGAACACAAUUCGCAAAAGUUUACAGAAUUAAAAAACGAAAAGACUAGUCGGAUAGUUGAUCAAUACAGAGUGCGACAUCGGCGAGACGUGUUCGAUUCGAACGCAUUUGAAUCUCGUUUGAAUUGGACGCACACGGAGAGUUUGGACGAAAAUGGCGAUUUUGUGUUGAAAUGGAUUAGUUCGAACUCGGGAGUGACUUUUAGGCUGGAAGCGAGAACCACUGGUUACGUCGGUCUAGGGUUUAAUUCGGCGAGUAAUAUGAGAGGCGCCGACUUGGUAGUCGCCUGGGUCGACGACAGGAACGAGAGAGCUCAAAUUUUGGAUUGUCACGGCCUGCAUCAUGAUGGAGAGAUAGUGGCUGAUGAAGUCCAAAACUAUGAGCUGAUAUCUGGUCAUCAGAACCGCACCCACACCGUAGUAGAGUUCAGGAGGCCCUUCAACACUAAUGAUAAGGAGGACUAUAUCAUCAAUGAUAACACGAUUCAAGUGCUGUGGUCCCUUGGGCCCCCCGGGUCCGAUGGGGAACUCCCGAAGCACGUCAAGAGUGGGUCGAAGCCGCUUCGCCUCAUACAGGCCCUGUCGAAACCCGAGACGAUUUCUCUCAUGCAUUGGGAUGUCGCUCUCAAAAAUAUAACGAUACCCAACUACCAAGCCACUCUCUUCUGGUGCAAAAUCAUCAAAGUCCCCGAGCUACCGAGUAAACAUCACAUCGUUGGCUACCAACCAUUGAUCGACAGCAAACCUAUAAGGGAUGGCAACGCUGUCAAUGAAAAAAUCAGUUCCCCUGUCCACCACAUGGUGUUGUACGAAUGUGCCGACGACCCUGAUACUUACACGUGGAAUGUCUGGGCCCAAGAUAAUGGCAGUUUUGGACCGAACAGGCCCAUUGAGUGGGCCAUUUGUGCCACGCCUAUCGCGGCGUGGGCUAUGGGCUCUAAAGGUGAAUUCCUGCCUGAAAACGUGGGCAUCCCGCUCGGGGGGCGGGGGGGCGUGCAGUACUACAUGCUGGAGAUACACUACGACAACAACGCUUUACAUGAAGUUCUGGACAACUCCGGCAUCAGGGUGCUAUACACACCAGAACUUCGUCAACACGACGGCGCGCUGCUGGGCGCGGGCAUUGGUGUAUCCGCCUUGCAUCUCAUUCCGCCUAAACAACCGCAGUACAGGACUGUCGGCAUCUGCAGUUCUGAGUGUACCUCUAGUAUAAUGCCAGAAACAGGAAUAAAUAUAGUGUCUGUGCUGUUACACGCACACGGGACUGCGAGAAAGAUUGCACUCAAACACGUCAGAGAUUUCAAGGAGCUGCCUGUUAUUUCAGAGGAAUCCGCCUACGAUGCAAGAUAUCAGCAAUCUCGAGUAGUUCCUGGGGGAAGGAAAUUCUUGCGAGGCGAUGUUCUUAUCACAGAAUGCACUUACGACACUACUUCCAGGGAUAAACCUAUUCUUGGCGGUUAUUCUACAUCACAGGAGAUGUGCCUAUCGUUCGUGCUGUACUACCCUCGUACGGAACUCGCCGGCUGCUACUCCAUGACUCCAGUCGACGAGUUCUUCGAGACUUUUGGAGUGACCGAGUUCUACUACCUCUCCAUGACCAGCAUUCAAAACGUGUUCUUAUCUUCUGGAAGUUUGGAAAACCUAACGAUUCCCGUCGAAAUGGAGAUGAGGCUCGCCGCUCAGGAGGAGACCAGGAUUUUCCAGGGAGACGACCAAGGAGUCAGCUUUUUAGAAUCCCUAAUGAUCAAGAACCCUCCGGAGUUCCGCAACAAGACGUUCAUGGCUCACCUCAACGAGAUGCAGUGGUCGGAGCCGCUGCUGACGUCGCAGGUGGAGACUCGCCUCACCCACAAGGGCUACCACAUGAUGUUCUGCAAGAAGCGGGACGACACCUGGGCUGUGCCCAUACAAAUCGAACAAUAUCCGAUAUACAAGGAGCUAUCGAACGACAUAUCAGAAAAACACUACAAGGGUUUCAAACUGCCUUCAGUAACCACUCCCGCUGCUGGAUCAGCUGUCACCGUCCGCGAUUUUGAUGUGGCGGCCAUCUUGUGUUUGGCAAUAUCAAUAAUAGUAGCGCGGUAAUAGCAAAAAACAAUUAUAAUUCUUAAAGUAAGUACAUUCAGAGCCAAUGAUGUUUCUAUGUUGUUUAUGUUUGAUUUUUAUUUAAAAAAAACUUUUUCUGUGUAACACGAAAACGGACAUCUGAAUAAAGUAUUAUUUUGCCAAAUUGUGUAAUGGCGAAUGUCGAAUAAACUCACUAUGGACCUAACCAAAGGUUAGGUUCGUUCUUGUAGUUUUUAAGUGUAUGAAAGAUGUGAUUUUUGUACUUAUGUAUUGUGUGAAAUAUAUUGCUCAUGGAAUAGUGAAAUUGAAUGCACAAAACAAUAGGCUGGUACCUAUAUAGCAUACUAUUGGCGAAAAUACAUAUUUUCAUUAUGAAAAUGUAUUGCUUGACUAUCAUUUCGUUAUAAAUAAUAAACUAUCUAUAAUUUAUAUAUAAAUAUAAUUUUCAAGACUGCCCUGACUACGCUCAUGUAUGUAAUUAUAUUUUUUUUGGAAGGGAAUUUAUCUCCUAUUUAUGUAAGCAGUAUGUGUCUUUGUAACGUGUGAAAAGUGAUGUCAUUUAUUAUGAAAUAAUAUCCUAUUCGCAUUAGUGAUUUAUGAUAAUUGCUAUCUUUCUAGUGUAUAAACGUUCCAAUGCAAUAAUUUUAAUAAUAUUUAUCUAUUUGUCUUUCGUAUGCAAGUAUGUAUACUAGGUACAUCCUAAGAAUAGAUUGGGAAAUCAAGAACAUAAAAUUUGCUUAUCGUGUAGUAAGUGUGAUUUGUACAAGUUAAUUUUGACGCCGACUUAGACCUGCGCGCCACUGACCUUUAGACAAAAUAGCGUACUUUGCAUUUAUCUCCGCAGGUUGGAGUUAACGUCAAAUUUCAACUGUGUGCAGCAGUGCAACUCACCUUUAUUAUAUAUAAAAUCUACUUAUUAACAAUGCAUUUAUAAAUAAAAUAAUGAUUCCAAUAAAAUAAUAUUGUGAUCUGUUAAUUUAUGCAUAAAAUAAAUCAUGAAUGAUCGACGAAUAUGUUAAUAAAUGCUAUAUUUUGACAACAAAUCGCAGAACAAAAUCUAAAGUAGUAAGAAUAAGCAAUAAAAUUAAAUCUAUAUAGUGUGUAAAUUUAAUAUUUAGCUCAUCGGCUCAAUAGAUAUACUUGAACUUCAAUAAAAUAUGCCUGAAAUGGGUUUCCAAGUUCCUUUGGCGCUAGUAUAGUGUGAGUGAAAGGCACUAUAAAGUGUAUGCGAUAGACUGAGAUAUGUGGCAAAUUGAGUUCAAUGUAUUUUUAAAAUAUGCCGCAUUUAUUAUAGUCGUUGUGAUGUAGAGGAUUGCUAUCUGCCUUAAACAAUGUCUAUGGAAAGAACAUGUUAGAUAAAUGUAGAAAUAUAAAUAGUCCGCGCCACGAAUAAAGUUCCGCAGAAGCGGCGCCACUGUCGCAGGUAACAACAAAGUGGCAACUGUCAUUGAUAGUUCCACAAAUUUCCGCACUACUCGUUUCGCGGCGCGGAUUCUAUACGUAACACUGGGAGGUUCUAUACAAGUGAUUUACAUAAUAAAUAGGUGUUUAGUCUUUUUAACGCAAAUGUAAGGUCAGUGAAUUAUUUUCUUGAGAUGUAACUUCAAAAUACUAAGGUAUAUCCAGGGCUGUGUUUAUAAGCUCUAUAGGGCUGUCGACAUCGUGCGCGUAGCUUGUACAGUGGGUUAUUAGGGCGCGGCAUCACUGCUCCGAUUUUGUUACGCAGCGUCGACGCGAGCGUUGCCGUUCUGUCGUUGCCUAACGGAACUAAUGAUGCACCGCUCUUAGUUGAAAUGAAGUGUGCCAUUUUGCAGCAAGAAAAUUUGAUACCUAUGUAUAACGCAAUAGUGGCGUCAUUUCAACAGUUCAUUUACAUUGUUUUAGGCUAAUCUCUAUAUCAUACAAGUAACGCGCAUGAAGUUGAUGUGUAGCACCUAUUUCUACGAUUUUGUAUCGUAUUAAAUAAUAUUACUUGUACUUUUUACGUCCUGUAUGUAUUGUAAAUUGUAGAAAUAGGCAUUUUCCGAAACGAACAUUUGAGUCAUAUGGUAAGAACUUGCAUUUUACUGUUUUAGUUUAUACCUGUUUUUUUAAGGUGGUAGUUGUAAGUAUACGCUUAGUAAUUAUUAUUUUUAUUUAUUUAAAAAGUCAAUAUAAUGUGUUUUAUUACUUUC
This is a messenger RNA of Plodia interpunctella (Indianmeal moth), 4573 nucleotides long. Its product is annotated as MOXD1 homolog 1-like. The coding region runs from base 225 to 2417 and encodes 730 amino acids. Gene Ontology annotation, biological process: norepinephrine biosynthetic process; dopamine catabolic process; octopamine biosynthetic process. Lineage: Eukaryota; Metazoa; Arthropoda; Insecta; Lepidoptera; Pyralidae. Gene Ontology annotation, cellular component: secretory granule membrane. The record is from RefSeq and is a predicted model, not a curated record. Gene Ontology annotation, molecular function: copper ion binding; dopamine beta-monooxygenase activity. The transcript has 13 exons.